ACGAACGCCAUCUUGACAGUAACCUCAAAAUGGCAGAAAGAUGUGUCAGAAACUGGGUCCAAAUUAAGAAUACGGAACUCUGCCACUUCAAACCAGUUUCGUCACUUCUUCAAUAAGUACAUGGGCAUGGAGUUGGUGAGCGGUGCUGUAGCCCAGAACCUAUAAAAUGGAUAUAACCGUGGCGGUUUUUAACGCGGCCAGAGAUGGUAAGCUGAAACUUAUCCAGAAGUUGCUGAGCAACAAAACUCCUGAGGAGCUGGAGGCUUUAGCGGAGGAGAAAACCCAGGGAAGCACCGUGCUGCUCAUAGCAUCCCGAUACGGACACUUAGAGGUGGUAGACUACCUGCUCGAACAUUGUAAAGCUAAUGUUGAAAUCGGAGGUUCGGUUAACUUUGACGGGGAGACUAUCGAGGGAGCUCCGCCGCUGUGGGCAGCUUCGGCAGCGGGUCACCUCCCUGUGGUGAAGACGCUCCUGAAACACGGAGCUUCGGUGAACAACGCCACGCUUACAAAUUCCACCCCGCUCAGAGCAGCUUGCUUCGACGGCCACCUAGAGAUAGUCCGCUAUCUAGUGGAGCACAGCGCCGACAUGGAGGUCGCGAACCGCCACGGCCAUACCUGCCUCAUGAUCUCCUGCUACAAGGGCCACAAAGAGAUAGCGAAGUUUCUGCUGGACCGCGGAGCUGACGUGAACCGUAAGAGCGUGAAGGGAAACACGGCUCUUCAUGACUGCGCUGAAUCUGGAAGUCUGGACAUAAUGAAGAUGCUGCUGAAGUGCAACGCCCGCAUGGAGAGGGAUGGAUAUGGGAUGACCCCCCUCCUGGCUGCCAGUGUCACCGGUCACACUAACAUUGUGGAGUAUCUGGCUCACCAGCCUCGCACUUCCAGAGAGGAGCGCAUCGAUGCUCUGGAGCUGUUGGGGGCGACGUUUGUGGACAAAAAGCGUGAUCUAUUAGGAGCCAUGAGAUACUGGAGGAGAGCAAUGGAGCUGAGGCAGACUGGUGAUAAAGAAGGCUCCCUCUCCAAGCCUCCGCCUGGUCCCCCCAUCCCUGCUUAUGGCUGUGCGCAGGAGGUGAGCACUGCAGAGGAGCUGGAGGCUUUAAUCACAGAUCCUGAUGAAAUGAGGAUGCAGGCCUUGCUGGUUCGUGAGCGCAUCCUUGGGCCAUCCCACCCAGAUACAUCUUAUUACAUUCGGUACAGAGGAGCUGUGUACGCCGACUCUGGCAACUUUGAGCGUUGCAUCAGUCUGUGGAAGUAUGCUUUAGACAUGCAGCAAAGCAACUUGGACCCCCUCAGCCCAAUGACCGCCUCCAGUUUCCUGUCCUUUGCAGAACUUUUCUCCUUUGUUCUUCAGGACAGGGCUAAAGGCACCCUGUCGACUCGCAUUACCUUUCAGGAUCUGAUGACUGUGCUUGGGAAAAGUGUGAGGGAAGUUGAAAGGGCUGUGGCACAGAGAGAGAACCCCCCAGAAGCCCCUCAAUUCAAUAAAGCGCUCUCCAUCAUCCUCCACCUCAUCUUUUUACUAGAAAAGCUGGACUGCAGCCCCGAGCAGGAGCACCAAAAGAAGCACACGGUCUACCGGCUGCUCAAGCUCAACCCCAGAGGUCGGAACGGAUUCACUCCGCUCCACAUGGCCGUGGACAAAGAAACCACAUCUGUGGGCCGCUACCCAGUGGGCCGUUUCCCCUCCUAUGCGGUGGCCGCAUUGCUCCUAGAGUGCGGCGCAGAUGUUGAUUCGCGGGACUGCGACAAUAACACCCCGCUGCACAUUGCCGCCAACAAUGGCUGUCCAGAGAUCAUGGCUCUGCUUGUGAAGGCGGGGGCCCACUUUGACGCGACGAACGCUCGGAGGAAAACCGCCUAUGAGCUGUUGGACGAGCACAGCAGCGGCCACCCUGCACUCUACCCGCUGAACUACAUCACCCUUCAGUGCCUGGCAGCUCGUGCGAUCGAAAAGCACAGGCUGCCCUACAGGGGACUGAUCUCUGAGGAGAUGGAGGCUUUCAUUGAGCUCCACUGACUUCCCCUUUAACAAAACCCUCUCUGCUGAUUAUCAUCUCCACCUCUGGUUCUAACAAGCGUGUCAGACCAAAGCAUAGCAAUAAACCUACAUCACCUGGAAGUAUUCUGCUUCAGAUCUGGAUUUGAUUUUAAUGUGAUUCAUAAAAGAAAAAAUAUGUUAAGCUGAUAACAUUUCUGGUAGGGCUGCAGACUUUGGUCACACAUGUAAUGACUUUAAACUUAAGACUUGACCUGGACUUAGAACUCAGUGCUAGUAACUUCUCACUGGACUUCGACUGGAGCAUUUUGGCCUCAAAAAAGUUAACUUUUUAAAGAAAACAUCUAGUUUUGUAAAAGUUUGUCCCUCAUCAUUCUAAUAUUAACCAAUGUUAGCUUUUAUUAGUUUCUGAUAUUAUAGUCAUUUUCCAGACUCUAAAACAUGUAAUUUUGUUGCACAAGAGAAUCUUAAAGAGCUGCUGUGAUCAAAAUGACACCCAGAAUUUUAUUAUUAGAGCUAGCAUAUGUCUAUGUUGGCUUGAGAACAAAAAAAUGCCAAACAUGAAGAAUAUAAAGAUAUUUUUUCUUAUUUUUUUAGUUUGAAAAAAUUUAAAGAUAUUCCGAAAAGUUCUGAAUUCAAAGUGACAUAAGAAUUCAGUCUAAACUUCAUUAUUAGAAAUUUGUAAUAUUCAGUUUUUAUAAUUUGGUCAAAACAUACAGUGUCACUUUAACAUUAGCCUUACAAAAAACAUGCUUUCUUUAUCCGGUGUUUCAAAAAGCAAUCGCUAGAAAACAGUUUUUAAGUCCAGGCAUAACAUUCCUUUUGUUGUUUGUAAAAACCGAGUAGCACCACUGGUUAUUGCAGACUUUUCUGGCAAAUAAAUACCCAAUUAGGUAUUACUAAUAUGGUUUGUAAACUAGCCUAAAAAAAAAAACAAAGCUUAGGACCUGGAACUUGACUCAAUCCUUUCAUAUCUGGACUCUGGGCGAAACUUUUGACUUUACUUGGGACUUAAACUUUUGACUAGUUAAAAUGAGGAGCAUCACGCUAUGUUCAGGCUUUUUGGAAAUACGAGCUUCAGCAAUUAAAAUAUUCGAUCAAAGUAUUAAGGUAAAAUGCAUGAAAAUGUAGUUUGGUUAAUAGUUCAAUUCUUGUUUUGUUCAUCUUUUUAUUAAAACAAAGUCAGUUCUCAUUCUAGAAAGUUUUUACUCUUAAGUCUGUUUAAUAUUGGGAAGAGGUUCAGAUUCCUGUGCCAAACACUGUUACUGACUUUGAUCUGAUUUAAAGCAAAAAAAUGUUUAGCAAUCACAUCUAAGGAAGAGUAAUAAAAGAAAAAGACUUAACGGUAUCGGAGGACUAGUAACUUUGGUGUCUUAAGACUGUGAUACUCCUUGUCAGCCUGUAGAACAAUUAUUUAUACGGAGAUAAUGUUUUUGAUUGAAACACGCUGCAACAAACUGUUGGUGUGUCUAACCAACGCAAUCUGUUUUAUUCCAAUUAGAAGUUUUUUUUUUUUUCUGGAAUAGCACAUACUUAUCCUAUAGAGUAAGAGACAAUUGACUUAGGCUUAUGCAUUCUCAGUAAAUUGCCAUCUUCUGAGUUUAUAAACUAUUAACUAAGAAUGCCUUCUUAGUUUUCCCAUCCUUUCAUAGCAAAUUGUUUAAUACUCAGAAGCCUGAAGUAUAUCUACAUCCAUUUUCUUUCUGUAAUUGCAUCGCGAGCUAAUGUGUUCGGCUGAAUGUCAAUAAGACCGCUUCAGACUGUUAUUAGGGAUUAAAACUGACAAUUUGUGUGUCUAGGAAAGAGUCCUAAUUUUUUUCCCUUUAAGCUCAAAAGAAGAUCAAAGACAUGAAACAGAUGGCUCCUUCAGCCAUUAUUGCAUCUUAGUCUUACAACCACAAGACUUAAAUUUUUUGAUCUUGUAUUUAUUCCAGAUGUACUGAAACUGAAUGCACACCCAGCGGCUCUAUAAAUCCUGGAGUCGUUACAGUCAGACUCUGAGCUGACGCUGCCUUUCUUACUGAACAUAUUGAUUUACCCGAUGGUUGCUUAAGAGCUGAAGUGUUUUGGAGAGGCCUGAAUAAAA
Cyprinodon variegatus (sheepshead minnow) is the source of this 4085-nucleotide messenger RNA. RefSeq names its product protein fem-1 homolog A-like (gene fem1a). Bases 167 to 2020 code for a protein of 617 amino acids. Lineage: Eukaryota; Metazoa; Chordata; Actinopteri; Cyprinodontiformes; Cyprinodontidae. The transcript has a single exon. Gene Ontology annotation, molecular function: protein binding. The record is from RefSeq and is a predicted model, not a curated record.